UUUACACAAAAUUCAAUCGAAACGAUGAAGGUUUUCAUACUUUUUUCUGUGUGUUUCAGUGCAGUUUUUGCUGGUCUUAGUGGUGAAAAUGUAACAGUCAGUUUUCCAACACAACUUCUUUCCGCCGUUUUAGCGGGUGACGAGAAAGCAGUAAUGAACUUAAUUAACGAUGGUGCAAACGUCAAUGAUGUUGAUUAUUUUGGUGCAACACCACUGCAUAGUGCAGCUCAAAAAGGAAAUAUGAGAGUGGCACAACUUUUGAUUGAGAAUGGUGCCAACAUUAAUGCUGUGGACUUUGCGGGGCACACACCCCUUCAUAUAUCCAGUUUAACUGGUCAUGACGAUAUGGUGAAAUUUCUGAUUGAGAAAGGUGCCAAAGUAAAUUACAAAGCAAAAGAUGGAUCCACACCACUUCUUCUAGCAGUUGAUAAAAGCUAUGCUGAUGCAGCUAAAGUUUUAAUAGAAAGUGGAGCCGAUGUUACCAUUCGAAAUAAUGUGGGACACAACAUAGUUGAUAUCAUAAUAAAUAACAUUCGCAGAAACUUUUUUGGUAUUUUAAGAGGAGCUUGGGCUUUCAUCUCAAUUCAACCGUUUAGAAAAUUUUUUGAAAUAAUUUUCGAUUCAGCGUGGAUCAACCACCUCAAAUUAAUGUCGAAAUUUGAACUGUUAAGAUGGGGGGAAAAUAUAGUUGCGACCACAUUGUUGGUGGUGUUAGCCGAAAUGAUGGGUAUAUUAUUUGCUGGCCUAAUAUUUUAA
Contarinia nasturtii (swede midge) is the source of this 756-nucleotide messenger RNA. RefSeq names its product homeobox protein Wariai-like. Bases 25 to 756 code for a protein of 243 amino acids. Gene Ontology annotation, cellular component: cytoplasm; nucleus. The transcript is spliced from 6 exons. The record is from RefSeq and is a predicted model, not a curated record. Gene Ontology annotation, molecular function: protein binding. Lineage: Eukaryota; Metazoa; Arthropoda; Insecta; Diptera; Cecidomyiidae.